This is a messenger RNA of Phytomonas sp. Hart1, 3176 nucleotides long. The record is from the annotation of a GenBank genome assembly. NCBI's taxonomy places the organism in Eukaryota, Euglenozoa, Kinetoplastea, Trypanosomatida, Trypanosomatidae.
GAACUUUAUAUAAGUGGCAUUGUGAAAAAAAAGUGAACAAACUCACUGAAAAGAAUCGUUAAAACAGAUGUGGUUGUGUUGUAUUGCAUGACUAUGUCAAUUUUGAUUCAUGAUGAAAAAGUAAGCAGCAUAUCUCUAUAAUACCAAUCAAGAAAAAACGUAGAAACCAAUUGAUGCUUACUUUCUUCGAUGUUGCCUUACCUUGCACUCGACUUCCUCCACACCUUAUACUAGUCGGAUCUAUCAUGGACAUUCAUCUGGGUGAGUAUAGUAGUCUUCAAUGGAUAUCCUAAUCUCUCCCCAAGAAAAUCCCCAUGCGUGUGGUACAAAUAAAUAAACAAUCUACCGCGCUGGUAGUCCCUGCCAAACUUUUCUUUUCAAUUCUAUUUGGGAACUUUCUUGUGAGCACUCACGGAAUAUUUUGGGGCCCCCGUUAGUGAGCCCUGUUCCAGACUUUGAAUAUUUCGUUCAAACCCCACACCAAUAUCCAUCUGCCAACCCAAUCAUCCUACAUUUCUAGAUGGUAGAAAGAUAGCGCUAAUGCGUCUGCCGCGAAUAACCUCGCAGUGUCAAUCAUGGCAUGACCUUUGGAUGGAAAAUUUUAGAAGCCUCGAUGCGCCGCUUAUCAACGCAAGGAAAAAAUGAACCAUGAGUCAAAAAUAAUCUAAAUUCUAAGAUAUACUGUCAAAUGCAUAUGAAAUUGGCUUUGCUAGGGAACGUAGCUCAAACAAUAAGUUCACGUAUUACAGUAUUGAUUAUAUUUUGGUUUAUGGUUUGUCUCGAUAAAUUCUCGGAAUAUCCGGAGGACGAAAUUAUUAACGAUACCAAUUGUGGGGCUUCGACGGAAGCUGAGACGACUAGUUAUUUUUUUAAACGAUAUGUGAAAAAACUAAUGUUUUUUUUAUAAUGAAUUUAGAGCAGUAAAAAUGUGAAUUAUUGUCAUUCUUGAUGAACAGACCCUCCCAGAUCCGUGAAAGUGUUUUGAGGCUCCGCUGGAGGUCAUUUCCAACGUGAUGAAAUUGAUCCAACUGCAUGGAGUUGGGCCUAUCGUUGACAAGGUCUGUGGGAGGAUGUACAUGGAAUUUUCCUAGCUAUUCAAUGCCUAUUCAAAUGCGUGCGGAAUAUGUUUUCCCAAACACACCAUUGAAUAUAACUGACAUAUAUGAUGCAUUGUGUUUUACAUUCUCUCGCACUGACCAAAACAAUAGCAUGACCCUUCAGUCUAGUUGGAAACGCGAAAAUUAGGCUUUGAAAGGUAGUUCACACUUCACUUUAUAUAGCGUCCUAAAGUUUAGAAAUAAAAAAAGGCGAAUCAAAUCCGUCAAUAACCAUAAAGGGGGGGGAAAAUAUCCAUAACAGAGGCAAACUUGACAUAACAACAUGAAAACAAGGGCCACUAACCUAAGUCCAAAUGCCAAACCCUGGGCACCCCAUAGCGGUGUAACAGCCCACACAAACAGUGGGGGUCACAACCACCACAGCAACAACAACAGUAACCACCACCACAGUAACAAUCACAGCCACAACAAUAGUAGUCGCUCGCACUACACACAACACAGAAGUGGUGGAUUCCCCCAUCCCCACAGCGGGGGAAGUGGAAACGCCAACCAGCCGCGCAACGCCUCGACAAACCCCCCGAACCCACCUUUUUGGUCCCCAUCCCAGACAUCAACCGGGCAAAAGCAGCCCCAACCCCAAUCUCAACAUGCACGGCCGAAGUUCAGCCCGACAGCAGCGAAACUUUUUGUCGGGCAAUUGCCAUUUGAGUGUACGGAGGAGCGAAUGGAGAAUCUUUUCCGUGCGUACGGGACGGUGGAACAUAUUCACAUCCUCCGCGAUAACAGUAAUCGCAGCCGUGGGGCCGCCUUCGUAACCUAUUCGACCGUUCAAGAGGCUGAUACCGCCAUUUUUACCCUGCAUAAUAGAUACCGCAUGCUCACCAACCGCGCUAUCCAAGUGAGCUACGCAAAAAACAGCCCGAAUAUCUCCCGUUUCGGUGCGUGCAGCGCGCUGGAGGUUCAUGAGUCAUUCCCGACCAACCCCGUCCCGGACGUCGCUGCGGCGGUUCGCGCGCAAGCCAAUGACUUUUAAAGGGUUCAUCUAUGGGGUGAAAAAACUCUUGUAUGGAUCCAUGCGUGUAUUAUAUACAUAGUCUUAUUCGACCAUCGGUGUUUGUACAUUCUUGAGACUAUUUGCUUACAUCCUUGUUAUGAGAAAAAAACACUUUCAAGGUCGAGUUUGAAGUGCGUGGAAACUCGAUGGUGGUGGUAGUGGUGUAAUUAAAGGUAAAUGAUUGUUUGCUGUUUAUUAUUUUCGAUUUCAAUCGUUUACCUUACAUGUCGCCUAGCAUUACAAAACUCUUUUAACUGAGGUCAAAUUACAGAACAGGAGAGGAAUAUUUAUGCAAGGCUGGAAAUAAAUAUAAUACUAACCAAUUUUAGACAGUUUUUUGCUGAAUUUACUUGCUGUAAAUGGUUCUUUGCAUUACUGUACUUGUGCUUGUUUUUAUAGUAUGUUUGCUCUAAUUUCACGAUAGUAGUGGUCCAAUGGCCUACAUACAUUAGAAAGAUGUGUUGAUUCAAAAAAAAUGGGGAAGUUUGAAUAAUUUCAUCUAGAGAAAUUUUUAUUGACAUUAACACAUACAACUCCAUUGAGUGAUAUGGGGGCAAUUUCUGCAUUAAUAUAAUUUUUAUGCGUAAGCCUUAUUAACCUUUGAUCCUGGAGCAGUCAUUACUGCAUCAAAUUCUAAGGAUCGUAUGCAUUCUGAUUACGCAUUUUCAUUCCUUUUUAUAGUUGUCUUAAAAAAAAUGUAGUUUAAGUAUUUCAUUAGUGAAUUCUCCCUCCUCCUCCCUAAAGGAAAAAGGGACACGUCAUAUGAAUUGACAGAAAAUGUGGAACAUUACUUUUUGAUUUUUUGACCUCUCCUGGUUCGACAUGGCUGUGGGGGGGAAUUAAUUCAAGUAAUAAUGGAGAUCUUGAACUCUCAGCUGUCGCUCAUUAGUAUACUUAGGUUUCCGGCACCCAACCGCUAUUGUGCUCCUUCACCACAUGCUUUGUACUUGUGGGAAUCACUUGCGCACGAUGGAUACUUCACUUGCCCUGCUGUCUUAAAUACUUCUUAUUGACAUCAUAGUCAGAUAAAGAUGUACAAAUCAUUUAAAGCGUUUAACAUCGAA